GCCAGCAACACAUUUGGAUGAAAGGUUUGCGGCGUUAUCCACAUACCACUUCAAAAGUUCGGAGAUGCAUAUUAUUUUCCUGUGGCUCAGUUCAUCAUCAAAGACACUUUAUAGACACUCAUUUAUUUAAACAUUGGAAUAGCAGGCUCCAGUGUCAUGCGGCUGUGUCUCCUUUCCCUCCUUUUUAUCAUCAAAGUGUGUCGACUCAAUAUUGUAAGGCGAGACGUGUGCCCACCCCUGCCUCAGUUGGAGCUCACCAAGCCCUUGAAAAAGUUGGAUAGUUAUCAAGAAAACUACUCUGUACACUACCAGUGUGUGGAUGGCUAUGUGAGGAUGGCGGGGACAUCCAGUCGCAUCAAGUGCAAACGAAUUAAUCAGCUUCUUCAGUGGGAAGGCCCAACACUGAUAUGCAUUCCCAACCCAUCUAUUCCAACUACGAUAGUACCUUCAAUAACCCACAAGAGGACUCCAUCUCCCAUAGUGCACCUCUCAGUGCCCACAGAGAGAAUUAGCCCAAGACCAACCACUCCCAGUUCACUUUUAUCUCCAAUACUGCAGAAUCAAGAGGUCAUUACUACUGUUACAGUGACAACCACCAUCAUCGAUGACCUUACAUUAGUGCCAGUGGAUAAGUCCAGUGCGGUGACCUCUGUCUUCACGAAGACUGUUUCUCCAUCAGAGAGUUACUGUGUCUCCAACAGAACCCCAGCCUCCAGUGAGGAUCCAGUUGGCGAUGGAAGCACUGCUACAGCCAUAUAUGCGGGUGUAGGUGGGGUGGUAGUAACCAUCUUGCUGGUUGCAGCGUUUGGAGUACUAAUGUUUUGGAGAAGGAAACGGAUGCAGCGGCUUGAUCUGUCACCAACACCAGACGAAAUAGUGAAAAUUAAUGUUGUGACAUGAGCCACACUCCUUAGUGCCCUGACUGACAACCAGCAGCCACUUAGAAAAGACAAAAGUGCAUCAGUCUGAUGGUGGGGGGACAAUGACCUUGGAUUGGACAAGAGGUGGACCAAAAAUGUAUGGCCCCGACCUCGUUGUCCUCGUGUGGAAAAUUAAAAUACCUAAAGCAUCACCCAAAUGGAUUAAUUUAAGACAUAUUGAUUAAUUUCAUUUAUUAAUUAAUAUCCUCAAACUAUUUUGAGGAUAGAUUCUAAAUUAAUAUGGAAGCAUAUUAGUUAUAUUAAAAAACAAUUAACUACAGUGCAUUCGGAAAGUAUGCAGACCACUUGACUUUUUCCACAUUUUGUUACAGCCUUAUUCAAAAAAUCUAAACAUAAUGACAAAGCAAAAAC
Messenger RNA from Oncorhynchus kisutch (coho salmon), 1292 nucleotides. RefSeq names its product interleukin-15 receptor subunit alpha. The transcript has 8 exons. Gene Ontology annotation, molecular function: interleukin-15 receptor activity. The record is from RefSeq and is a predicted model, not a curated record. Gene Ontology annotation, biological process: interleukin-15-mediated signaling pathway. The coding region runs from base 157 to 900 and encodes 247 amino acids. NCBI's taxonomy places the organism in Eukaryota, Metazoa, Chordata, Actinopteri, Salmoniformes, Salmonidae.